Puntigrus tetrazona (Sumatra barb) is the source of this 2388-nucleotide messenger RNA. It is a transcript of the gene ccdc28b, whose product is annotated as coiled-coil domain containing 28B. The coding region runs from base 181 to 822 and encodes 213 amino acids. The transcript is spliced from 6 exons. The record is from RefSeq and is a predicted model, not a curated record. Lineage: Eukaryota; Metazoa; Chordata; Actinopteri; Cypriniformes; Cyprinidae.
GGUCGGGAAGUAGGAGAGCUCACACUGGAGACGGCAAGCACUUGGUAUCUGUUGUUAAAACGGACCGCGUUUAAAUCCUGAGUUGUUGGAAUGGAAAAAAUAACACAGCAGCCUUAAAUUUUCCUUGGAAAGCUCAAAGAGUCUCAUCCUUGUCCUCGAGCAGAAAGUGCCACUGCCCUCAUGGAAGACAAGAGGAAGAAAAGGAGUCCCAAAGUGUCCCUUCCCCAACCCCCUCCUCCACCAAUCAACCCUCGAAAGCUCUCAGUUCUCCCAGCGAGUAAAAGUGCCACAUUCUCGUUGGGUUUACCCCAGCCCCCCUCCCCAAAACCCAGGGGCAAGUACAAGAGAUCGGUGGGGGCAAUGGGUCCAUCUAAAGAUGCUCUCACCGUUCCUGUGGUUCCCCCCAAAAACACAAGGUCUCACAGAGAGAAACCCAGAGCUCCUCAGCCUGCCGGACCCAGCCGCUUAUCCCAGUCUUCCUCGCCGCUCCAGCACUCUUUCCUCACCGACGUCUCUGAUGUGAGAGAGAUGGAGGGAGGACUGCUCAACCUGCUCAACGACUUUCACUCUGGAAAACUACAGGCUUUCGGUAAGGUGUGCUCCUUUGAGCAACUAGAGCAUGUGAGAGAGAUGCAGGAACGUCUGGCCCGGCUGCAUUUCAGUCUGGACAGUCAUGUGGAGGAGCUGUCUGAAGACCAGAGAAAAAGCGCUGCGGACCGCAAUCUAGAACACUUGCUUUCUAAUCUGGAAGAAUUGAGCAGCUCAAUACAGAAACUCCACCUGGCAGAAAAUCAAGACUUACCCAAGACCUCCAGCACCUGAAGCGGGAAACCAAACCCAGCUGACCAUCAAAUCACUGUGCCGACCAAAGCCCAAGAUGCCAUGGCUACAACUCAACUGCAAGUUAAUGAAGCACCAUCAUCGUGUUCUGUGUUAAACGCAAUGAUAAGUGACGGCAACAGCAUCAGAGCACAUUCUCCAUGUAAACGAAAUUCAACUGCAAAAAUGGCACAUCUUGUUUUUCAGAUAAUAUGAUCUUGCCAUUUAAAUUUUAAUAUUUCCAAUUUAUAACCUGACAGCUAAGUUGCAUCCUCUUUGUCACAGUAGUUUAUCCGGGUAAAUAAUAACUGUUCUUACUUUAGGGAUUGCAUGAGUUGAUUUCAAAGAUUCAUUGCUCACUGGUAAAGGCUGACUCAUUUUUUCAUAACAAAUUGAGAUCUAGAAUUUUAGUUCAGCAAUGUCAGACGUAAUUAAACAAAAGUGAUGAACAUUUACAUUAUCAGUCAAUCAUCAUAAUAACUGAUUUUAGUUUAUCAGUGUUCUCUGGAAAGAUGUUGUAAAUGGCUGUGGAGUAGCUAUAAACUCACUCAGGACUGUUUGAAAUCAGUGAUCUUAGUGCCUCUUCUCAGUGUCUAGAUUACAUUGAUUGUUUCAACUGUAAGGUUUUCACACGAGACUCUGCAAAUGAUGGAACUGGAACGUUUUGUAGAUGUUUGUACAUUAAAAUAGACAUACACUUAUUUAAAAUAAUAUAUACCUUGUUUGUAAAGUAGAGUUUUAAAUAGCUAUUUAAUGUUGAUUAGGAACAAUUCUGAUAGAAGUUGUUUGUUAUUCUUGACAGCACUGAAGGAAAUGUACAGUAUUUGUGUGUUAUCUUUGCAUAAACUAAAGCGAAAACACAAUGGAGUCAGGCAUUUCAAAUUUCAGUUUCUAAAAGGUCCUAGAAAUAGAAAUGAGUUGACUAUGAAAUGAAAUGGAGCACAAGACUUGUAGAUUUGCAGUCUCUACCCCAAAGCACAAAAGAACAGAGUACAGUAACAUCGAAUACAGGUCAGAAGGUUCUGACAAGCCGCAGUGGAUGUAGAAAAAAAACUAUGACAUAAUACAUAGUACAACCUCACUAACAUCUCUAAAAAAUCUUCCCAUCUUAGACAAAUUUCUGUGAUAAACCAUCAGCACAAUAUAUGGACAGGUUUGAAGAAAAGCAAAUUAUCUACGACAGUUUGAAUUUUUAUAUUACAUGAUGCAGUAAAAUCACUUUACAGCCGACCUCUGCUACGCCUACCUCCAAAUAUUUCAACGAAGAGUCAGUACUGUUGCCUUGAGGGAAGGUCUGUUUAAAUUGAUAUCAGAUUGAUUCAGGGCAGGUUCUGAUCCUGCAUCAGCAUGUACAGGCCGGUUUCUCUUCCCUCACUGCCUGAGUCUACAGCAUUAAAAGAGUCAUUUAAAAAAAGAGGCAUUUGUAUUCUUUCUGUGAAUUUUAAAUAUUUUUAAAAAGAAAAUAUUUGCGUGCUUUGCUUUUCGUCCGUGUCUUGUUUUGUUUAAGAACGCAUAUAAACUAUUUUCUAUGUGUGUGCUUUAAGUAAUAAAACUUAAUGCAACAAUUCA